Messenger RNA from Pseudozyma hubeiensis SY62, 3363 nucleotides. Its product is annotated as 2-oxodicarboxylate carrier 2. The transcript is spliced from 6 exons. Lineage: Eukaryota; Fungi; Basidiomycota; Ustilaginomycetes; Ustilaginales; Ustilaginaceae. Gene Ontology annotation, biological process: mitotic recombination; double-strand break repair via homologous recombination; double-strand break repair via single-strand annealing. The record is from RefSeq and is a predicted model, not a curated record. Gene Ontology annotation, cellular component: nucleus. The coding region runs from base 1 to 3363 and encodes 1120 amino acids.
AUGAGCGGUCGAAAGGCCGAAGAGGAGGAUGCUGACGACGAAGAGGCUGAUGAGAUCAACGCGGACCAAGUGUCAAGGCGCGAAGGUGCAAUGUGUGUGUGUGUGUGGUUCCCAGUGCCGUCCAAUCCUGUGGUUGCCUCGCCUUUUCGAUACGCGUUGCACGAUAGCGUCGUGAUCGAGAGUCAGCGACGCAUUCUGCACGUCACCGUUCUGCUGUUCUGCCUCGACCGCAACUGCAAGCUUGAACCUCCAUCGAUCUCACAACGAGCGCAUGACGACUUUCCAGACCUCGCAUCAGCAUCGUGGCCAUCUGCGUGUGAUCCAUCCAUGAACUCAGCUGCGGCACACUCGGCCAAGCUCAUCGCAGAGUUUGAAAAGCUGCAACAAGACCGGCAACAGGUCGUCUCCGAAUACCCCUCUCAGCAUCCGUUCGGCGCAUCAGAGCCAGGUCCCUUUGGCGGCGGCAGUGAAGGCGCAACAAUCGACCGCCAAGACCAUCACAGCACCUCGAGCCGCACUGCCAAUCGCGACGACGCUUUCGCUGCGGACAACGAGAUGAGCAACUUUGCAGACUGGGACUCUGGCUAUGCAGGGGCUGACACAGCCGAGAUCGCACAGUAUGGCGCCGCCGAAGCGGGUCCAUCGACGAGCCGGCAUCCUCGCGCCCUCACGCAGUACGACUACCCGGGAGGAUGGGGCGCUCAAACGUUCAACGGCGUAGGUGGGCUCACCCAGGAUAGCGCAUCUCGUGUCGCUACGUUGCAAGCCAAGCUCAACCAACGGCUCGGUCCCGAAUACCUCUCACAGCGACCCGGUCCAGGCGGAGGCAAGAAGCUCACCUACAUCGAAGGCUGGAAGCUCGUCGAUCUCGCCAACGAAGUGUUUGGCUUCAACGGAUGGUCCACCACCAUCGUUCGCCUCGACGUCGACUUUCUCGACUGCUCUCCGGACGGAACGCGCUUCAACGCCGGCGUCAGCUGCGUCGUGCGAGUGACGUUGCGCGACGGUGCAUUCCACGAGGAUAUUGGCUAUGGCAGUGCUGAGAAUGCCAGGCAGAAGCACGCAGCGCUCGAAAAGGGCAAGAAGGAGGCGGUGACGGAUGCAACGAAGCGAGCGCUCAAGAACUUUGGAAAGCUGCUCGGCAACUGCACCUACGAUCAUCAGUACUCGGCCAAUGCGCUCAAGGUGAGCAAUCCGCCGCCCAAGUUUGAUGCUUCGGAAUUGCAUCGCAGGCCCGAGCUGCGACCUCCUCCAACGGCAGCGCCACAACCACCGCCGUCGGCACCAGCGCCAGCUCGAAUGAAUCCUCCGCAGCCGCAGCCACAGCCACAGCCACAGCUGCAGCCGGGCAGGUCCACGAAUCCGCCGGUACCGCAACCUGCACCAAGGGCGGCAGCCGUAGCGGCGAACGGACAUGAUGCCAAUACGGCACAGGAGUCAGGACGAAGGGGUACAAACGUGGCACCUCCGCAACAGCCCAUCACAACGAAUGCCAGCAACAGCACCACGAAGAGCGGCAACGACACCAACGCAUCCAAGGACGAGAUCCUAGAGCGUCAGCAACGGUCCAUGCUCGCUCGGCAGGCAUUUCUGGAGCGCCAGCAAGCCGAGACUCGCAAAGCUGGACCCACAGAAUCGCACCAGAUCGUGACGAACGCCAACGGCGGUGGGCAACGAGCGACGACAGCAGCCGCUGAAGUAGAGUUCGGAUCCGACUCGUUCGACGACGGCUUGAACGACGUGCUGGCAGGAUACGACGAGACGUCGAUGGGCGAUGCUGAAGCGGCAUCGCGAGCGCUCGAGAUGGAGAUCGACGAGGCUCAGCGUCCGCACCACCCUGCCGAGCUUGAGGAUGUGGAAGAUACGAGCGGCAGCGUCUUGCAUCCGAACUACGGUGGUGCGGACGACAGCGGGGUUGCUUUCGCCGACGGGUCCAACGCGAUGCAGAUCAAGCAGGAAAAGGUCAAGACGCACGAGGUGCGACGCUCUACAAGUCCGGUCAAGCAGGUCAAGAUGGAAGCGACGCGGGCGCCUCGUCGAGCAGGCAGCGUGGGUCGGUUCGUCUCGCCUCCGCCGCAGGUAGUCGCCGCUGGAGCGUCAGCAGCACCUUCGAGGGGUGUGUUCAAGGCGGGUGCGACGCUGGCACCAGGCUCGGGGGCGUAUACGAGCGGCGCUAAUUUGAUGCGGAACGGAACGUCGUCGCUGUCGGCUGCGUCGACGGGAGCGAGUGCAUCGCGAACUGCGGGGAUGAAUGCACCUUCUCGACGCAUGCAUUCGACUACGUUGGAUGGCAUGGGCGGAGUCGAGGGGGCAGCGGGGAGUGUCGCCACAGCAGGGCGGGCCACCGGCGAACCUACGAAUCAUGGGUACGUGUCAGGUGAUUCGCUGAGAGGCAUCAAGAGGCCCAAUGAGUUCACUGCCGGUGCCAUCGCCGGUGUCACCGAACUGCUCUGCCUCUACCCUCUCGAUGUGGUCAAGACACGUAUGCAGUUGCAAGGCAAGGCCGUCGCAGGCGCUGCCGCUGGAGAGCACUACAACGGCAUGAUGGAUGCUUUCCGUAAAAUCAUUGCUAGCGAAGGUGCGGGUCGAUUGUACCGCGGUCUCGUACCACCUCUGAUGCUCGAGGCGCCUAAACGAGCGGUCAAGUUCGCAGCGAACGACUUCUGGGGUAAAACAUACCGCUCGCUCACGGGUCAGGAAAAGAUGACGCAAUCGCUCUCCGUCCUCACCGGCUGCUCCGCCGGUGCCACCGAAUCCAUCGUCGUCGUACCCUUCGAACUCGUCAAAAUCCGUCUGCAAGACAAAGCCCAAGCUCACCUCUACACGGGACCCAUGGAUGUCGUCUCCAAGAUCGUCAAAGCCGACGGUCUGUUGGGACUGUACGCCGGACUCGAAUCUACCUUCUGGCGUCACGUUUUGUGGAACGGAGGCUACUUUUCCGUCAUCUUUGCCCUCCGAGCUCAAAUGCCCAAGGCGGAAACCAAAACCCAGCAGCUGCGGAACGAUUUCCUCUGCGGUGCCGUAGGUGGCGCUGUAGGUACCGUCUUCAAUACCCCCGCCGAUGUCGUCAAGAGCCGAAUUCAGAAUACUCCGAACGUCAAGGGUGUUCCGAGAAAAUACAACUGGACGUUCCCGAGCAUGGCGAUGAUCGCCAAGGAGGAGGGAUUCGGCUUAUCUUUCAUUUACCGCACGCAAUUCCACCCUCCAGCAAAACCCCCCGCAAUAGGAGACCCUGUUCUUUCCCCCCUCCGUUACUACCCGAAGCUCGUGUACCGCUAUCUCAAGCGCUUCUUUUUUUUUGAUAGGUUCAGUCAAAGAUCGAGAAUGGACCAUAUCGCGUCACUCACCAUCUUGGGCAGCUAA